GGAGAAUUUCAAAAUAUAUGCGAUGAACUUCGUUCAGACAUUACAGGCAUGUGACAAACAACAACAAAAUAUUUUCUUUGAGAUUAUGGAGAGUUUUAACACCUUUAUUGAGGAAAUACUUCUUGCGAGGCACGUGUUAGUGGGAGCUACAGACACAGUAAAUGUUCAAGAACUUCUCUAUCGAGAUUUUCUUGAAUUAUUUCGUCACUUAAAGAUGGGUCCUGAAGAACACGAAAGAAAAUACUUGGAUAAAUUAAAGACUGUGAAAGAAAAUCGUCUUGGUGGUAUUCAUAAAAAGAUGACCAUGUUUCGCUCAAAUACUCAGAUUACCCCAGAGCAAAUCAUUAAUGUUAAAAUGACAGAGAAAGAGAGAGAAGAUAUAAUCGAGUUUCUUGCCAUGGCUACCAAUAUUCUUCAAGGUGUCAUGUCCACAAGACCUGGAGACCAAACUCUAAUGGACAUCCUUAAAAAUCUCGGAACCCAUCGGAUGACAUUUGAUUAUCGAAACGAAAUUAUCGAAGUGGACGAAAUAAACAAAAGAAGUUUAGGAAAGAUGAUUAUACGCUAUGUUGGACAUGAAGGUUCUGAGGAAAAACCUGGACUUCGAAGACUACUGCAAGCCUGCAUCGACUUUUUACAGAAAGAGGGAAGCGGCGUGUGGAAGAAUGCCUCCUUCACUAUCUAUGACGAGGACGACAACAUGUACAAGAUAGCGAGUGGAACUAGAAAAUAUCAAUUUAUCUGUCGAAUGAAAAACGGAGAGCCGUUUAUAAAAGAGCAAAUGGGAGGACAUUCACAUAAAAAACCCAAAACACAGCAUCAACAAAAUCCUGCACAACCCGGCACACAGGACAAAGGUUGUCAAAUCAUGUGAAAAAACUAUUUGAUUCUAAAAGAAUAAAAGAAUCAAUAUUAAUAUUCUAUCUCACAUUGUUACAUGAUAGAAAAUGACUUCUAAACAACAUAAAGAAAAAAAGAUUUUGAAGACGUUAUAUGUUAUUUGAAGACUAUGAUUAUUGCAGUGAAGAAUUUUUGUGUAAUUAAGACCAUAAGCUGAAAUAUACAGUUUUUAAAUAUACAAUCGUAAACAAUAACUGCAAAUUUUUCAAGCGUAAAAAUGAUGAAUU
Molecule: messenger RNA, 1127 nt
Organism: Saccostrea cuccullata (small rock oyster)
Lineage: Eukaryota; Metazoa; Mollusca; Bivalvia; Ostreida; Ostreidae
Exons: 9
Coding region: 23-874 (283 amino acids)
Source: RefSeq, a predicted model, not a curated record